Sphaeramia orbicularis (orbiculate cardinalfish) is the source of this 1377-nucleotide messenger RNA. RefSeq names its product ring finger protein 180a (gene rnf180a). Gene Ontology annotation, molecular function: ubiquitin protein ligase activity; ubiquitin conjugating enzyme binding. The record is from RefSeq and is a predicted model, not a curated record. Bases 7 to 741 code for a protein of 244 amino acids. Gene Ontology annotation, biological process: protein polyubiquitination; positive regulation of proteasomal ubiquitin-dependent protein catabolic process; serotonin metabolic process. The transcript is spliced from 4 exons. Gene Ontology annotation, cellular component: endoplasmic reticulum membrane. NCBI's taxonomy places the organism in Eukaryota, Metazoa, Chordata, Actinopteri, Kurtiformes, Apogonidae.
GGUGUCAUGGAGGUUAUGAGUCAGAGCAUGACCUCAGCGGUCUUGCUGCCUUCUGCUCCUUUUGUGGAGAGGCGGCUGAGCAAAAGAGAGAAGAACAGGAUUAGGUGUCUGAGGAGGAGACAGAGGAAGAGGGAAAGGUGGAGACAGAGUCAACUGCAGGAGAACAGACAGAGCUCAACAGGGAACCCAUCCAGCAGCAGCAGUGAAGAUGAUGAGGAUUUGAGUGCCGGGGACAGAGAAGGCUACAUCUGCGCCGUGUGUUUGGACGUCUACUUCAGCCCUUACAUGUGUCAUCCCUGCAACCACAUCUUCUGUGAACCCUGUCUGAGGACACUGGCUAAGAACAGCCCCACUAACACACCCUGUCCCCUCUGCAGAACAAUUAUCACACAUGUCUUCUUCCAGAAAGAGCUAAACCAAACUGCGAGGACAUUCUUCCCAAAGGAAUAUCUGUCCCGGAAACAAAACUUUCAGAAAGCAAGUUGUGCAAAAUGGCCUCUCCCGAGCUGCAGAAAACUCUUUCGUAUCUUUGGAGGCUUCCAGAGGCAGUCCAGUCCCAUUGCCAGACGCCAGUUCCCCCAUGGAGGAGGCUAUCGCAUGGACGCUAUGGACUUUGAGGAUGACUCCCGUGGCUGGCGUUUUGACAUGGACAUGGUUAUCAUUUACAUCUACUCUGUCAACUGGGUCAUUGGCUUCUUCAUAUUCUGCUUCCUUUGCUACCUCUUCUUCCCAUCUUUCUGAUAUUCAGAAGGAGGAAAGGUUGAUAUAAUGUGAAAAAUAAAGUAAAUUCGAGACGAAGGAAGCCAAGAGUAGCUAAACGUGUAGAUGUAUGGGAAUAGGUAAAACAGAGAUGUGACGUUUAAUGAAAAGUCAUUGGUAAGUUUCAAGCAGAUGGGAUGACUUGGUGGAUAUACAAUGACAGACAACAGUGUGGCCACUUCUCGUCUCUCACUAAUAAAUGAUUGAAAUGUGAAAAUGGUGUUGGAGAUGUUUGGGAAUCCAAUGUUUCCUGUUGUGAUGCACAUGAAAUGGGAGUUACACAACUUGAAAUGUUUCAAUAAGAAAAGAGUUGUUACAGGUUCAUGGCUGUAUUGGUUACACACUGGAAUCAUGAUACGUUUAUAUGACAGAAAACAUCAAAAAAAUAUACGGUUCAUAAAAUAACGGUAACAGUAUUUUGUAAAUUUGACUUAAUUGACACCAAUUGAUAAUACAGUUUGUAAUGAAAUGGUUUACAGUGUAUCUAAAUAAAUAAAUAAAUACAUAAAUAAAAGACUAUUAUAUUUUGAUACUGAAUUACUGGAGGUUGGAGAUUCUAAAUGUACUACGAAGGCUAUCAUAUAUUCCUGUGAUGGUGUAAUAAAAUAUUACAGCUUU